Molecule: messenger RNA, 3261 nt
Organism: Helicoverpa zea (corn earworm)
Lineage: Eukaryota; Metazoa; Arthropoda; Insecta; Lepidoptera; Noctuidae
Gene: Hph
Product: egl nine homolog 1
Exons: 7
Coding region: 57-1502 (481 amino acids)
Biological process (GO): peptidyl-proline hydroxylation to 4-hydroxy-L-proline; cellular response to hypoxia
Cellular component (GO): nucleus; cytoplasm
Molecular function (GO): L-ascorbic acid binding; ferrous iron binding; peptidyl-proline 4-dioxygenase activity
Source: RefSeq, a predicted model, not a curated record
ACAUUUCUUUCAGUUGACAAGUCGUAGGGGCCGGCCCUUGGGAGAAAUUAUUUAGAAUGAAUCAAGGAGGCGGCUUCGCUUGUUGCGCCGUUUGCAACGAGAAAACUCAUCGGAGGUGCGCUCGUUGCCUGACCGUUUAUUAUUGUAAUACAGAACACCAACGUCAAGACUGGAAAAGACACAAAAGUGAAUGUGCCCCCAAGUUACCGAAACAGGGUUCUAAAAGCGAUAAUUCAAGUGAACGUUCUAAAAUUGAUGAAGAAGCCACGAAGAAAGUGAAAGACGAAACUCCCAACGUCAUAGAAGGGAGGCAGAAGGAUAUCUCGAAAGUGGGUAGUGAUACAAGACGUUUAAACAAAACGAAGACGAAAAACUUGAAAAACAGUGGCAAAGAGGGUAGCACGGAUAGUGUUAGUAAACAUAAUUCGCAAGUAUCAACAGAGAACGUGAAACAAAGUGAGGAAGGCUCAUCGAAAGCGACGGGAAACAAUGACAAUAGUGUGAUAUCUAGUGUAGUGUAUACAAACCGCGACUUAACGACUAGUAGUGCCAUAACAUACGAGGGCUCGUCGGAGCAGGAGGUGUUGCGCGAGAAGGCGCAGCUCUUGAGCUCUGUGGACUUCGCUACGGCUGGUACCUCUAAUGUUUUGCGAACGGUGAAUAGGACUGACACUGAAAAAAUGCCUGUACUGCCUAAUUACGUACCCCCGCAGGGUACUAGAGUGAAGGAAUAUCCGGAAGCCUCACUGAAGGGUAGUGGGGCUCCGUUUAAUCAUGUGCCUAACAGUUACUACAUGGAUCCGAGUGACUCUUGUUAUGAGAUAUGUCAUCGAGUGAUCAGGGACAUGACACAGUAUGGUGUGUGUGUAUUGAACAAUUUCCUCGGCAAGGAGCAAGGACUCAUGGUGUUAAAUGAAGUGUUAGAAAUGUAUAGAUCAGGAAUAUUUACAGCCGGACAGCUGGUAUCAAAUCCUGCGAGUACGGAAGCACAGACCAUCCGAAGUGACCUCAUAACCUGGAUUGACGGCAAGGAGACCAACUGCCACUACAUCAGACAGCUCAUUAGUCAAGUGGACAAUAUCAUCCUGAGAGCGAACAAGAUGGCUAACAAUGGGAAAAUGGGCGACUACGUCAUCAAUGGAAGGACAAAGGCAAUGGUGGCAUGUUACCCAGGCUCGGGCAGUCACUACGUGAAGCACGUUGACAACCCGAACAAAGAUGGCCGCUGCAUCACCGCCAUUUACUAUCUGAAUCUCGACUGGGACGUCAAACGGUGUGGAGGACUGCUCAGAGUGUUCCCCGAAGGUACGAACCAGGUAGCGGACAUAGCGCCGAUCUUCGACAGAAUGCUGUUCUUCUGGUCGGACAGGCGGAACCCGCACGAGGUCCAACCUGCCUAUAGCACCAGAUACGCCAUCACACUAUGGUACUUCGACGCUCACGAAAGAGAGGAAGCCCUCAGGAAUUUUAAAGAACGUGGGCAGCCAUCUUCGAGUAAGUGAUGUUGGCACCCCCGGGGCCCCUCCCCGCUCCGCGCCGCCCCUCCCUGCCUCGUGCGAGUGACGAAGCAACACUGCUAAACUAUUAUAGGUUACUAAAUAUUUAAUGUUAAUAAUUCUUGUGCUGAUUUUGUCAUAUUAAACGAAUUUUUGCUUUAUGCCGUAUGUGUUAGAGUUCAUUUUUGUACGGCAAGUCGAUCCCACAAGCUGUUGGUCACUUUUUAUUUUAAUAUCUGUUCGGAAUUUGAAAUGAACAUUUCACUUUUGAUAUAGGUAGGCCUUAAAUGAAAAGCAAGGAGGCUAGAAUCGAAUAGCUCGAUUUCAAAGGAUUUUUUCGGAUACUAUGACAAAUCCAGCCCCAUAUAUGACUGCCUCAUCUAGGCUAAUAUAGAUCAAAUAAACAAUUAUUUCUAAAAUUGUGCGAAGAGUGAACUUAAUCCUAAGCCCGCACUCAAACACACAAGAAAUAUUAUUUUAUUUUAAUUUGUAUUGUCAAACUGACAACAGAGUCAUAAAAUAUUAGAUAGAUUUAUAUAAUUAGAUAGAUAGUUCUAGAUAAAUUUGAUAUUUUAAUAAAUGUAUGGUUAAUGUUUUCCAUGCCUUUGAAGUAUUAAUUUUGUUGAAGUGUAUUUUAUUGAAUCAAGAGCUCAGCGCUUUUUAUAUUGGGAUUGAGUACUGAGAACUUUUCUUCGUUUAUUAGAGCAUCUGAAAAUAAACUCUUUGUUGAAAAUGCUUUCGUUAAAACGUGGAAGUUUCGUACUCGAUUUAUAAACUGACUUAAUAUUAUGGUGCAAUAUGAUAAGCGCUCGCGCCAUCUUGUUUUCUAUUUAGUUGGUGCACGGUUAUACAGAAUUAUUCAAUGUUUGAGCUAGUUCUCUGAUGUUAUAACUAACUUAUUUUACUCUUUAUGUACGUCAAUUAUUUAAUCGUUGUUAUAAUAGUUGUUUUUUUCUAUAUUCUUGUCUUUAUCUCGAUGAUAAAGCUCUACUAAUCUUUUUCGUAUAUCUUCCCUGACAUCAGUGAACAGUGAGAAUGGCCAAGACUGAAUAUUGAUUCGACACGUGUUUAAGAGAUUUCAACAUGUACAUUUUUAUUUAUUUGUUUUUGUUUUACACUUAAAUAAUAAAUACACGAUUAUUUACCUCCUUGUAAAUAUUUAUAGUGACUAUACUCAGUUCUAUUUAUACUUUCUUCUUUUCUAUACCGGCCCUGUUUUUCCUAAUUCUUACUCGCUUGGAAAAUCUGUUAUGUACUCAAACUAUAGUCGUAAGACAAAAUGAUCUAGAUCUUAGCUUUGAUACAGUAUUUCCACCGAGUAAAUAAGUAAAAAUGUAAUGAAUAAAUAUACAUAUUUUUUCAAAGAAACCGUGACGAAAAUUUUAAUACCUCAUGCGGACAGUUUUAUAAGAAAAUUCAUGUAAAUAACUUUAAAAUUAUAAAAAAAAUGAAAGAAAAUAUACAUACUUAACUUUAUAAAUGUUGUGUGUAUAGUAUUGAUUUUUUUACAGAAAUUAGUGUUUAAAUAAUAACUUGAUAAGCUUGUUCAUCCCCAUUUAACGUUUUUAAGUUUUUUGUAUAAAAUAAUCAGUAAAUGUAAGCUGUGUGAUUUAAUUAUAGCCAAUAUUAUGAUUUUGUAUAUGCUGUAUCGAUUAUGAUGUUGUUGUCCGACAAAUGUUUGUUACAUUUAAACCAAAUUGACUUGUGUUGAAGUCAUUACGUUAUUUUGUGGACAGAGCCUGGUAUUAAAUUUUACAUUGGAAAA